AGUAGCACCGCGGCACAUUUCAAAGCAUUUUCUCGGCGAUAUUUGAAAAACGGAGUCGUGCGGUGAACUCCUGCGUGUCCCUUUUAAAACAAACCCUGCGCCUGUCAAUCACCGCACAUUCCAACCAAUCCCAAAGCUCCCUUUUUAAAAGCAGGUUUGCCUGCUGUGCUUUUAUAUUGCACCAUGGCCUGUUUCGAAGCAUUUUUUUACUACCACGGUUAUUGCCACAAAUCAAGAGGGCAAAGUGAACCGGCAUGGGACUCACACCAACUCUAACGAAACUGAGUCUGGUUGCAGCUUCCGCGAUGUUCACGGCCAAGAAUUUCACAUGCAGAUGAUAUACAGCAAGGGGAGAGAAAAAAAAAAAACCAGCAACAUGGGAGCAGAGUUUCUAGGUGCAUCCUGACUGCUUGCACUGGUUGAUUUCUGCAAACUCACAGGCAAACUCACAACAAAACAUGACAAGCCUUUCGAGGUUUAGUGGCUGCCCUCUCUCUUGCGUCAACCCCGGGGAGAGCAAUACUGAACCCAGCGUGGUGCUGCCACCUUUGGCAGGGGAGCACAUGGGACACCCCACUGGCAGUUCCUUAAAACUCUGCCCCUCGCACAAUUUGCGAGACUACCCCGAGACGAGGUCCAGUGCAUAUGUUGACCACUCGGUUCCCAGUUUUUCAGACUCUGGAUAUCCCAGUCACCGGUUAGAGCACAGCCCUAGGGGCAUUAUCAUUGGAGCAAAUCUCUCUGGAGCCGGCAUGCCACCCGUCACUGAUCAACUGGCACCAAGACCCAACCAACAUGGCGGGAUGGGACGGUACCGGGACUUUGCUGGCUGCAGGGACAACAGGAGUCACGCUUUUUUUGCCAGCUACCAGGAGCAGGCCCACGCCUCCACGGACGCGUCCCGCGACCUCGGCGGUCAGAUGAUGCUGGGUCUGCCUGGCGACCUCCUCACCCGGACUCACUCCUACGGCCAGACCAUCAGCCCCAAGGGAAACAGCCAGCAGAUUGUCACCCAGUUCCUGGGUCUCUACAAGCCCCUGAACAUGGCGAUCCAGCGUGGGGGACCCGACGCCUUCCUCAGGUGCUCCAAGCAGACGGUCAAGCAUGAACUGGUGUGCAAGUGGAGUGACGGCAAAGAGGCAGGAACGGGGAAGCUGCCCUGCUCCAGAGCCUUCGGGACCAUGUAUGAACUUGUCACCCAUGUGACAGUGGAGCACGUCGGAGGACCCGAGCACUCUGAAUACAUUUGUCACUGGGAGAACUGUGCGAGGGACAGGAAGCCUUUCAAAGCCAAAUACAAGCUGGUGAAUCACGUCAGGGUCCACACUGGGGAGAAGCCCUUUCCCUGUCCAUUUCACGGCUGUGAGAAAGUUUUUGCUAGAUCAGAGAAUCUAAAGAUCCACAAGAGGACUCACACAGGUGAAAAACCGUUUAAAUGCGAGUUUGAGGGCUGCAACCGGAGAUUCGCGAACAGCAGCGACAGAAAGAAGCACUCCCACGUCCACUCCAGUGAUAAACCCUACAUGUGCAAGGUCAGGGGCUGUGACAAGUGCUACACCCACCCGAGCUCUCUGCGGAAGCACAUGAAGCUCCACUGCACCAAGGAGCACGUCGCCAAAGGCGGCGACGCGCCUCCCGGUGACGCGGGUCAUGCUGCGGAGGGCAGGCCGGCCCGAGCGUCGGACCUUGGCCAGAUCAGCCCCCCUCAAGCCCCCACCUCCACUCAGGAUGUCCCCCUGUCCCCCGAGAGCCGGGACGAGUCGACCCCGAGGUCACGCUUCCAUCACGCGUUUGACAGCAGUUUGGACUACUGCGCGCACAGGUCGCAGCCCCUCUUGGACCCUUUGUUGCUGCAGAGGGGCAGCUACAGGUCCCAGUCUUCCCAGUACCCCUGCGGCCAGACUGGUCACGCUUUUGCCCAGACCUCGCGGACUUUCUCCUCGGCUUCUCCCUUUCAGAAGAGCAUCGUGAACGGAUGGUACACAUGCCACAGUGGCGUGGACACGUUCCCACCAAAGCAGUGCAGCAACAUCCCCUCCCUCUGAGGACCUGAACGCAAACUGUGUUUUCUUGUUGUAGCCUAAAACCCAACAGCUGUUUCUCUUUUACUCUGUGUACUUUUGUGAAUGCUGUAUGAAAUAGUUUCUGAAAAGUCCUUUUGAAUUUUGCAUUGCGAAAUAUGGCCAAGUUUUUUUGUCGUUCUUAUUGUCCUCCGCUCGCCCUUACAUCUCCACAGUGUGCUUUAGGAGCGCAUACGCGUUGCAUAACUUAAAAAAAAAAUGUCGGUCUGUCUUAAAAGUGAGAAGAAAAUGAUUGUUUUUUUUAAUGUAAGUUUUUUUUAUAUAUAUAUAUAAUUAUCAGCGCAUUACGCAUUAUGAACCUAAAAUCUCUUACAGGAAAGUUACAAAAUAAAUCUGAAUGUAGCCCUCACAGUAGGGGUCUUUGUUGAAUGUAAACUAGGUUUAAUGUAUGUCGGGAUGAAUAGAAAUAUUAUUCAUGACUUCAUGUAUAUCGCAGGUUGAAUCAUUAUCUGGAUGAUCUUUACUUAGGUUAAAUUUUGAGAUCUAACAGGCCUGCUUGGUGGGCCUGCAGCAUGAUUUGACUUUAAUUAAUAUACCGGCAGGCUCAUUAUUUUUUUUUCUUUCCCUUAGCCUUGAUUAUGUUCAACAUCCUCGCUCCUUUUUUCCCAUGAAACAUUCGUGCUCUAUAAUAUGUGUUUAUUUCACAUUUCUGUGCAAAGUGAGUAAAACCACAGUGUUCGUGUUAAUGGGGAAAAAAAAACAAAAAAACGUUUAAUUAGAAUACAUUCCUGCUGUACAUAAGCAUACUGUAUAAUUAAUUAUGUAUCUUAUAUUUUAUUAAAGUGUCUAUAUUCUCUUUGAUCA
Molecule: messenger RNA, 2885 nt
Organism: Poecilia reticulata (guppy)
Lineage: Eukaryota; Metazoa; Chordata; Actinopteri; Cyprinodontiformes; Poeciliidae
Gene: zic6
Product: zic family member 6
Biological process (GO): regulation of transcription by RNA polymerase II
Cellular component (GO): nucleus
Molecular function (GO): RNA polymerase II cis-regulatory region sequence-specific DNA binding; DNA-binding transcription factor activity, RNA polymerase II-specific
Source: RefSeq, a predicted model, not a curated record